GCGCGCGGUGCGAGCCCCCGAGAGCUUGGAGCAAAGGAGCUACAACGCUAGUUGUGCGGUUGUGGCGAGAGGUCAGCAUCACACAGCUCGGCCGAAACCGCAUCUCUACUCUCGAUUCUCGUGCGAGCGCGCACGCUUCUUGACAUCAAUUUCAUCGCUCGUGCAGACUGUGCAGCCGCUUGCGAGGCGCCAUAACUGCUCUACCGUCGACUGCGCAUCGCUCGUGCGGCACCCGCAGCUAUCAACUAGCAUAGAUGGACCUCAAGGCCAAGGUCCGCGACCGCCGCCGCGCCAAGGCUAAGGCUAAGGCCAAGGCCAAGCCGAAGCCUGAGAAGCGCCGCCAGGAGGACGCGGCGGGCAAGCCCAAAAAGGCGGCGAAGCGCCGCCGCGAGGACGCACUGAGCAAGCCAAAAAAGACCGGCGACGACGAAGCGGAGGCGCCGCGCGCGGGCCGCGUGGUAGCCAGGCCCGCGUGGGACGCGGGCGCCUGGGCGCCGGUGGCCGUGCCGGACGAGUUCUGGACGGGUGUUGAUGAUGCGGCCUGCCUGUCGCUCGAGGAGCUGCCGGGGAGCAGCUACACGGCGCUGCGGAGCGGCCAAAACGUGGAAGAGACCGUGGUCGAAGAAGACGAGGAACCGACGCCACGAGCAGCAAUGGACGUGACGCCCGACGUCGGCGCGGACCAAAUCGAGGCGAUCCGCGCGACGUGGUGCGAGGGCCCCCUUUCUCUGAGGGACGAGCUGCUGGCGUCGCUCUCGCGAAUGGCCUUCGCCACCCCAACGCCCUGCCAGGCGGCCUGCAUUCCGAAGAUCCUGCGGGGCAAAGAUGUGGUCUGCGCGGCCCAGACGGGCUCGGGAAAAACAUUAGCGUUCGCCUUGCCGGCGCUCCACGACGCCCUCGCCAAUAGUGAUGGAGUGCGGUCGUUGGUGCUGGCGCCGACGCGAGAGCUCGCCCGGCAGAUCGCGCAGCAUUGUGUGAAUGCUUUACCUCGCUCCGUCGACGCGAAGCGCCUCGUGUGUUGCAUUGUGGGUGGUUUAGCCGAGCAGAAGCAGGAGCGGCAACUCGCACUGGCACCUUCUAUAGUAGUAGCGACGCCCGGGCGCGCGCGCGAGCUCAUCGAGGACGGCAAGGCGUCGACAGUUGCGAAGGCGUUGGAAGAGAGGACGCUGCGGUUCCUGAUCCUCGACGAGGCCGACCGGCUGCUGGCGCCGGGGGCGUUUGCGGACUUCACUCUAUUAACAAAGAGGUACCUCGUGGACCACGCCGAGCGCCCGCGUAAAAGGUGGCAAACACUUGUGUUCUCCGCAACACUAGCUUGCGGCUCCACUCAGCCACGCGACAAGAAGCGGAAGCGCCAGACCGACGCGGAUCCUCGAGCACUCCUCAAGGCCGUCGAGCCGCUGCGGAGCCCGACGCGCAAACUGGAAGUUGUUGAUUUGACGUCAUCGAGUAAGAAGGAGGAAGAAGACGACGACGAGGAGGAGAACGUGGCGCUGCCGUCCACAUUAACGCUCGAGGCCGUGCGCGUCGUCGACGCCGCGAAGCUCGCGACGUGCUACGCGCUGCUGCGGGGCGGUUCAUCAAAGGGGAAAACGGUCGUUUUUACUAACGCCAUUUCGUCGGUGAAAACUGUGGCUUCCGCGCUCCAGAAAUUGCAGAUCCCGCGCGUGCACCCAUUGCAUGCCGCUUUGCAACAACGCCAGCGGUUGAAAGCUCUCGACGCCUUCGAGAAGAAUGACGACGCGGUGCUCGUCGCGACGGACGUCGCCGCGCGCGGGCUGGACGUCGCCGGCGUGUCCCUCGUCAUUCAUUACGAUGUGGCCCCAACAAUGAAGCUGUUCGUCCACCGCGCCGGCAGAACGGCGCGCGCGGGCCGGGAGGGGCGGAGCGUGUCGCUGGUGGGGCCGCGCGACGCGGCGCGCCACGAGAGCAUCGAGGCGGCACUCGGCGCGCCGUUCGUUGACAGGAAGAUCGACGCGCGCGUCGUCGCGGAGGCCGCGGACCGGGCGCGGCUCGCCAAGAAGCUCGCCGACGCCGAGCGCCACGCGGCGCGCGACCGUUCAAGUCGCGAUUGGGCGCGGCGCGCGGCCGACGCCGCGGACCUCGUGCUCGACGACGACGCGGCUGUUGAAGCGGGCGGGUCUUCGCAGCGGGACCUCGACGCGAUGAUAGAAGAGGCCGGCGCCUCGCGGCCGCAGGGGCGCAUGGCUGUUGUUAACGCGGACACGCUGCGCAUGCUCGCCGAGGAGCGAGCGCGCGGCGACAACUGUCCGCGGCCACGCGACAAAAAGAGGCGUAAAAAGCGUAAGUAGUUUA
Pelagomonas calceolata is the source of this 2316-nucleotide messenger RNA. NCBI's taxonomy places the organism in Eukaryota, Pelagophyceae, Pelagomonadales, Pelagomonadaceae. The record is from the annotation of a GenBank genome assembly.